Molecule: messenger RNA, 1243 nt
Organism: Triticum dicoccoides
Lineage: Eukaryota; Viridiplantae; Streptophyta; Magnoliopsida; Poales; Poaceae
Product: ER lumen protein-retaining receptor erd-2.2-like
Exons: 6
Coding region: 164-982 (272 amino acids)
Biological process (GO): protein retention in ER lumen
Cellular component (GO): membrane
Molecular function (GO): ER lumen protein retrieval receptor activity
Source: RefSeq, a predicted model, not a curated record
AUAACUGCGCCCGAUCUAUCCCCCUCUCCUCCUCCCCCCCGUAGCCUCCAAAAAUAACUCACGCGUACGAACGCCGCCGCAGCGAAGGCAGGGUGGAAAAAUAAACGAAAAGAAAAGGGAAAUAAAUCCCGUGUUCUCCGAUCGGAGGCGGCGACGGGCGACGAUGAGGGCGUCGAAGCGGCCGCUCGGCGUGGUGAUGGCGUGGGUGCGCCGGCAGCCGCCCAAGGUCAAGGCCUUCCUCGCCGUGGUCACCGGCAUGGCCGCGCUCGUCUUCAUCCGCUUCAUCGUCCACGACCACGACAACCUUUUCGUCGCCGCCGAGGCCGUGCACGCGCUCGGCAUCGCCGUGCUCAUCUACAAGCUCACCAAGGAGAGGACCUGCGCCGGACUAUCCCUUAAGACUCAGGAUUUAACUGCAUUGUUUCUAGCUGUUAGACUAUACUGCAGCUUUGUCAUGGAAUAUGACAUCCAUACAGUGUUGGAUACUGCUACACUUGUGGCUACACUUUUUGUUAUUUACAUGAUUCGGUUCAAACUUAGGUCAACUUAUAUGGUGGACAAGGACAACUUUGCAUUGUACUAUGUGGUGAUACCUUGUGCUGUGUUGGCACUAGUUGUUCAUCCUUCAACGUCUCACAACAUCGCAAACCGGUUUAGCUGGGCGUUCUGUGUUUACCUGGAAGCUGUCUCAGUGCUGCCGCAACUGCGUUUGAUGCAAAAUACCAAGAUUGUGGAACCGUUCACAGCUCACUAUGUGUUUGCGCUGGGGGUUGCGAGGUUUCUUAGCUGUGCCCACUGGGUUCUCCAGGUUCUGGACACCCGUGGGCGUCUGUUGACUGCGCUGGGCUACGGGCUGUGGCCAUCCAUGGUUCUCCUGUCAGAAAUCGUGCAGACCUUCAUCCUCGCGGAUUUCUGCUACUACUAUGUGAAGAGCCUGGUCGGCGGGCAGCUGGUGCUACGGCUACCCUCCGGGGUGGUGUAGGAGGAUGUCUGCGACGGGAGAAACGACUCGUCGGGUCACCCAUCAGAGGAGGAUAUUUUCAGUUACAGCUUACAAGUAUUAGUGAGAGAAAAUUGCAGCAGCAGACAUAGGUUUGUCGGUGUGUGUGUGUGUGAGAGAGAGACUGGUAACAGCAGCGUAUGUGUAUGACCUAACUUGAGAGUUAAUUUUAGCUUCCGUAUGCUUGUUUGUCGCCUCUAUUCUGGAAAAUCCCUCGUUUCUUGGAACCUGUUGAAAUUAUGA